AAGUCCUCUUCCAUCUCUCCCUCUCACACACUUUCUCUCGCUUACUCUCUCUCACUCUCUCUCUCUCUCUCUCUCUCUCUCUAGAUAUUUAUUUAGAAUUUGGAAAGCUGCGUUUGUGGUAGGGCGUGGGAAGAACAAGAGAGGAGGUGAUUGGACUUAACUGGAUAGAUAAUUUAGCUGAAAGGAGGGAGAGAGAGAGAGAGAGAGAGAGAGAGAGAAUGGAAUCAUCGAGCGGGAAUGGGAAAGGCAUGGCAGAGGCAUAUGAGGAAGUGGAAGGAGAAGCAAACUUUGAGAGCGAUGAGAUAGAGAGAAACAAAGUGGGAAUCAUGAGAGCACUUGUGGAAAGAGAAGAUCCCUCCUCCAAGGAUGUGGAUGAUUUCAUGAUCCGGAGAUUUCUUCGGGCGCGUGAUCUGGAUAUUGAGAAGGCUACUAACAUGUUCCUCAAGUAUCUGAGUUGGAAGAAGUCAUUUGUGCCGAAUGGCUCCAUCUCGGAGUCAGAGAUUCCAAGCCAACUUGCUCAGAACAAGCUGUUCAUGCAAGGCGUGGACAAGACUGGACGCCCCAUUAUCGUUGUGUAUGGUGGGCGGCAUAAGCAGACCACACCUGAAGAGCUCAAACGUUUUGUAGUAUACACUCUUGAUAAAAUAUGUUCCAGAAUGCCAGCAGGAAAGGAAAAGUUUGUAUCCAUUGCAGAUCUUGAAGGAUGGGGCUAUACCAAUAGCGAUGUUCGUGGAUACAUAGCAGCGCUGACGAUCUUACAGGACUGCUACCCGGAGAGGCUUGGCAAGUUAUUUCUUGUCCAUGUGCCCUAUGUAUUCAUGACUGCUUGGAAGAUGGUUUACCCAUUUAUUGACAACAAAACCAAAAAGAAGAUCCUUUUUGUUGAAAACAAAAAACUGAACUCAACCCUGCUGAAAGAUAUCGACGAGAGCCAGCUCCCAGAUGCAUAUGGAGGCAGACUGCCAUUAGUUCCCAUCCAGAACUGCUAGCUUCCUUUCUUUAACUAGAGGACCGGCUGAGUGAUAUUUUGAUUACUCAAAAGCAGCUCUUCGAAACAUAUGGACGUAAACUCGUAUUAGUUCCUAUCUGAACCGAAGCGAAGACUCUGCAAAAUUGUUCAUGAGAAGUUGCCGUUGCCCUUUUAUUUUAUACUACUUGUAAGCCAAAAUUAGAGAUUACAAUAACUAUCAAAGUCGGCAUUCAUUCCCAUUUAUUUAUCGGCCAAUUGCGUUGUGA
This is a messenger RNA of Malus domestica (apple), 1236 nucleotides long. Its product is annotated as sec14 cytosolic factor-like. The record is from RefSeq and is a predicted model, not a curated record. Lineage: Eukaryota; Viridiplantae; Streptophyta; Magnoliopsida; Rosales; Rosaceae.